Molecule: messenger RNA, 2770 nt
Organism: Balaenoptera musculus (blue whale)
Lineage: Eukaryota; Metazoa; Chordata; Mammalia; Artiodactyla; Balaenopteridae
Gene: TMEM144
Product: transmembrane protein 144
Exons: 14
Coding region: 385-1431 (348 amino acids)
Biological process (GO): carbohydrate transmembrane transport
Cellular component (GO): membrane
Molecular function (GO): carbohydrate transmembrane transporter activity
Source: RefSeq, a predicted model, not a curated record
UCAUUCCACUCUUCUUGUUUGCAUGGUUUCUGAAGAGAGAAGUCUGAUGUAAUUCUAUUCUUGCUUUACCAUAGGUGCGUCGGUCACCGUCUCGGCGGUAAGGAACGGCGCCCGGACUAGCGCGGGAACGUGGGUGCCGGAGUCCCGCCCUCCCCUCCGGCAGGUGCACAGUCGUGUGAUAUCCUUCCUGGAUACCUCCUGCUCCUCUGACCUAUUGCAGCUCUGGUAUUUUAGCAACAAUCCACCAGCUUGACCCUUGAGCAAAACCCAUGGAAGCCAUUGAUGGAAGCCACAGGGCUGAAACUUUCUUUGCAUCUAAUAAAGCUCUUGAAAAGUACAACAAGUUGAAAGUGAACCAGCUUGCUCUCGGGCAGGACCAGAGCCAUGAGCAAUAACGGAACAGACCUCACCACUGGUUUCAUCUCCUCUAUUGCAGCCAUCCUUUUGUUUGGCUCAAACUUUGUACCACUUAAAAAAUAUGAGACUGGCGAUGGAAUGUUUCUCCAGUGGGUACUUUGUGCUGCCAUAUGGUUGGUUGCCUUGGUGGUCAAUCUGAUAUUACAUUGCCCUAAGUUUUGGCCUUUUGCAAUGGUUGGGGGCUGCAUUUGGGCAACAGGAAACAUUGCGGUUGUCCCAAUUAUCAAAACCAUCGGUUUGGGCCUUGGAAUCUUAAUCUGGGGAUCAUUUAAUACCUUAAUCGGCUGGGCAAGCUCAAGGUUUGGCUGGUUUGGAAUGGAUGCAGAAGAGGUGUCAAAACCACUGCUCAAUUACAUCGGAGCUGGGCUGUCAGUAGUAAGUGCUUUCAUAUUUUUGUUCAUCAAAAGCAAAAUACCAAAUAACACAUAUUCUGUGGACACCACACCAUUAAUAACAGAACAUGUGAUUAACAAAACUCAAGAUCUUGAUCCUGAUUAUUCCUGGGUGGAUAAACUUUCUACAGUGCAAAACCGCUUAGUGGGCUGCAGUCUCGCAGUAAUAUCUGGAAUACUCUAUGGAUCUACAUUUGUGCCAAUCAUUUACAUCAAGGACCACAGCAAGAGAAAUGAUAGUAUAUAUGCAGGGGCAAGUCAGAACGAUUUAGACUACGUUUUUGCACACUUCAGCGGCAUCUUCCUCACAAGUACGGUCUACUUUCUGGCCUACUGUAUAGCCAUGAAAAAUAAUCCUAAACUAUAUCCCAAAGCAGUCUUGCCAGGAUUCCUGUCUGGAAUACUCUGGGCCAUUGCUACCUGCUGUUGGUUCAUAGCGAACCACUCCCUCAGCGCUGUGGUCAGUUUUCCAAUCAUCACUGCUGGUCCAGGAUUUAUAGCUGCAAUGUGGGGUGUCUUCAUGUUUAAGGAAAUACAGGGUCGACAAAACUACCUGCUGAUGAUACUUGCAUUUUGCAUCAUCUUGGCUGGAGCUUUAUGCACAGCUUUUUCUAAAAUCUAACAACCACAAGGCCAGCAGAUGGCAGCAGUGCUUGAGAACACGCGUCUCCUGGACACAGAGACUGUGCUGAGAACAGGGUUCACGUUCAUACGGCAAAUGGAUCUCCAUCCAUCCCGGAUUAGGGUAGAUGAUUUUUUUUUUCCCCACAAAUGUGAGAAUGAAGGAAAACACUUUCAGUCGAGCAUAAAAAUGAGAAAUUCUUCUAAUGAACUUAUUUAUGAAGAAUUACAUCUAAGGAUGCUGCUUUAACCACAAUUAUGUAUUUACUUGUGCAUAAUCUAGAAAACAGUGUGGAUUUCGUAUGCAAAGAACUUGGUAUAUGUCCAGAUUUCCAACAUAUGAACCUCAUUAGUGAAGAUAGGCAUAAAAAUGUUUGGGGUGGGGGAGGAGUGGGAAGAAGACUUAUAGUGGCAUUAGAAUCCAAAGAUAUCUGGGGCCUUUGCGAGAAAAAGUAAAUGUCAGAGUUGGUAACAGAAUGUGAAAAGGGCCAUUUCAUUAUCUUUAGCCCAGACUUAUUUUUACCUCCGAUUAAUGUUGCCCACUUCUCCAUCACCCACCUGACUUAGCUCAAAAUGCCUUUUGAUUAUCUCCAGAUAAAAUCCAUCCUCAGAGAACAAAAGCUUCCACCACUGAGAAUAUGUGUGUAACACAUAUACAUACAUAAACAAGUACACACAUGAAUACACACGCAUAUAUGUAUGUACUGCUCCAAAUUGGGGGGAGAUUCUAGAAUUGGUGAAGUGAGAUUCUAGCUUAUCGGAGUGAGAAUUUUAAGGGACCAACACACUCCUUUAGAUGUACAAUUUAAUUUUUUUUUUCUGAAAUAUACUUUUCUAAAAUCCCUCUUGUAACCGGUGGUUUUCUUCCUGUUUUAACUGGCAGUUUCCACUAGGUAAAAGAAAAUCACAGAAAAUGAUAGUGUUCUUUAAGAAAACUGAAAUGGAGUUGGUAGUACAAUGUUUAUCACAGUGGUUCCCAAACUCUCAAAAUAAUCGAAUUAAAAAACCUGGAAGAGUGCAGUGUCAGUUUCACCCACUCCCUCUCCUAGAAGCACUUUACUUUGCCGCUAGGACAGGCAGAAAGUGUGUGUGACUCCCUAGCUAAUCUGUAUGGGUUCAAAUCCCGCCUCUGCUUCAUCUUAACUGUGUGACUUUGGAUAAAGGUCCUGCACCCCCUGUAUCAGAUUCCUCAUCUGUAAACUGGAGAUAAUGGUAACAUCCAUCUCACAUGGUUAUUGGGAAGUUCAAAUUAGUGAAAAUCUGUAAAGUAUUUUCAUGAGUGUCUGGCGCUUGGCAAAUAUAUAAUUCUUUUUUUUAAAUUCAUUUUUGGCUGCAUUGGG